Molecule: messenger RNA, 1029 nt
Organism: Suillus subalutaceus
Lineage: Eukaryota; Fungi; Basidiomycota; Agaricomycetes; Boletales; Suillaceae
Product: NAD(P)-binding protein
Exons: 6
Coding region: 119-907 (262 amino acids)
Molecular function (GO): oxidoreductase activity, acting on the CH-OH group of donors, NAD or NADP as acceptor
Source: RefSeq, a predicted model, not a curated record
AGUACAAGAUGACAGAAGACCCAGUUCGCGGACCGGUCGACACCGUCCACCCGCACUUUAUCCCGGGAUUCCGGAUGGCGCUGUAUAUAGAGAGAUAGAUUCCUUGAGUCGUUUGACUAUGGCUUUGCUGGCAAACAAGAUCGUGUGCAUAACUGGAUCGUCUCGAGGUAUUGGCCGAGCAUGCGCGGUCGAAUCAGCUAAACAUGGAGCAAUUGGUUUAAUAUUGCAUUACCUUGGAGACCAGGAAACCGAAGCGGAGCUUCAGUCUCUGAAAGAAGAGAUAUAUGCGACGACUUACAAUCACUGUCAAAUUGUUGGUGUGCCCGGCGAUAUUGCGGAUUCGGAGACUUCACAAAAGAUCGUCGAAGCAGGUGUCAAAGCGUUCGGACGAAUCGAUGUGCUCGUCAGUAAUGCGGGAAUUUGUCCAUUCGCCGAGUUCUUGACGAUGCCCCAUGCUAUAUGGGAACGUACCCGACAAGUAAAUUUGGAUGGCUCCUUUUACGUGGUGCAAGCGGUAGCAAAUCAAAUGAAGAGCCAGGUCCCCCAAGGCGGGUCUAUCAUCGGUCUGGCUUCUAUUUCAGCGCUCGUGGGAGGUGAAUUCCAAUGCCACUACACGCCGACAAAGGCAGGUAUCGUGUCGAUGAUGCAAAGUUGUGCUAUCGCACUUGGGAAGUAUAACAUACGUUGCAACGCUAUACUUCCUGGCACGAUUGCUACGGACAUCAAUAAAGAGGACCUUGCAAACGAAGAAAAGCGGGAGUAUACGAUCAAAAGGACUGUACUCGGGAGACUUGGAGCUCCCGAUGAUAUAGCUGGGCCUAUGGUAUUCCUUGCCAGCGAUCUCGCAAAGUAUGUCACCGGCGCGCAACUACUAGUGGACGGCGGGCUGUUUGUCAAUCUUCAGUGACAUAUUUUCCCGGUGCAAACAAGGAGAAAUGAUCGUCUUCCUCAGACGGACAGCUAGUAUGCGUAUAUCAGAUGCUACUUAUAACACGCAAGCGAUACGCAGACUUGGAUGUUUCAUGUCUG